Molecule: messenger RNA, 1113 nt
Organism: Schizophyllum commune H4-8
Lineage: Eukaryota; Fungi; Basidiomycota; Agaricomycetes; Agaricales; Schizophyllaceae
Exons: 1
Coding region: 283-948 (221 amino acids)
Source: RefSeq, a predicted model, not a curated record
CGCCGUCCUUCAUGUCGUCGACAACGUCAACGGCGACAUUCAAAGCCUUGCCUUGGCUCACGGCAAACCACCCUCACAUUCAUCUGAGCCGCCUAAGCCACCUUCUAUGUUGCUCUUGAUAGCUCGCAUGGUUCCCCGCAAGAGGCGACAGCCAACCAUCUCCAAGUACUCGGACGGACUGUAUGCAUGGGUCUGGAUUGACAAAUCGCCUUCGUCGAAGCUACCCGGACCUCUCGCCUGAGAACGGUGUUAAUUGUACGCGUCCAAUACGCGAGGAAGCGGAUGCAGCACUUGCGCGAUCUCUCGGGGCGACUUCGACGUCGAGGAAGGGCUACCUGGCUCCCUAUACUGCUCUCUCGCGAGCAAUGCGGCCGGAAGUUGUGCUUUCUCCAAGGCUGUUGCGCAAGACUGCAUCCUUAUGAACGACCCUUCAUACCAGUAGCCUCAAACCUUCGCGAUAAGAUCGCAUCCUUACUGUCAGAUAUCUGCCGUUUGACAGCCCGAGCAAGAACCGAGGUGCCGACGCCGACAUCUAUCUUCGAUGAUUCCGUACAGCCUGCCUCAUCGACAAUAUCACGAACUUCCUCUAAUUUCCUCCUGAAUUCCCCCCACCACCACUGUGGCCGUCCAGCGCGUCAUGUUCUCACAACACUCAGCAGUCAAGGAACCAGCUUGGAACCAGCACAAAGCCUAGGUUCAGCCCCCCUGGAAGGAUCAUACGGAAGAACCGCCCUUCGUCACCCCACCUCAACCAAUCAGGCAACAACAGCCUUCGCUCUAGUCCUUCGCGUCUUCGACACGGCCUCUACUCCCCAUCGACCAGUCUCCGAUGACAAUCGCGCCUUCAUAACCCGCCCCUCACAUUCACUCCUUCAUACAGUCCGACGCUCGGGAACGUGUCGCCACCCACGAUCGCGCAUGCCACCGACUGCUUCGAGGCACCCUUGAGCACAGCCGCACUACGUGCUUGUAUUCUUGGACCUGUCGCUUGUGUUCGAUUCAAUCGAUUCAAGGUCGCCCAGUGCUCGCAAACCCUCCCGGCUCAUCCCCAAACCCUCCCGGCGCAUUCGCAUAUCAUCCCGACGCAUCCGCCACAUUCUCGAUUCCCCGGCC